Molecule: messenger RNA, 532 nt
Organism: Gossypium raimondii (Peruvian cotton)
Lineage: Eukaryota; Viridiplantae; Streptophyta; Magnoliopsida; Malvales; Malvaceae
Product: nuclear transcription factor Y subunit B-5
Biological process (GO): regulation of transcription by RNA polymerase II
Cellular component (GO): nucleus; CCAAT-binding factor complex
Molecular function (GO): RNA polymerase II cis-regulatory region sequence-specific DNA binding; protein heterodimerization activity; DNA-binding transcription activator activity, RNA polymerase II-specific
Source: RefSeq, a predicted model, not a curated record
UUUUUUUUUUUUUGCUUUUAAUAGAAAUGGCUGAUAAAAUAGGGAUUAAUAAUUUAGAUAGUGUAAGGUCUAAGUACAACUUUGCCGCAGGCGCUGCUAGUAGUGUCAUCUCAGGCGAGGAUGGCAUCAUCAAGGAGCAAGACCGGCUGCUUCCGAUAGCGAAUGUCGGCCGGAUCAUGAAGCAGAUCCUACCUCCCAACGCCAAGAUCUCCAAGGAAGCCAAAGAAACCAUGCAGGAGUGCGUGUCGGAGUUCAUCAGCUUCGUCACCGGGGAGGCAUCCGACAAGUGCCACAAGGAGAAGCGGAAGACGGUUAACGGGGACGACGUUUGUUGGGCACUGGCAACGCUAGGGUUUGACAACUACGCCGAGCAAUUGAAGAGGUAUUUGCAUAGGUAUAGGGAACAAGAGGGAGAAAGAGUUAGCCAAAAUAGGGCUAUCGAGAGGAGCGAUAGCUCUCUCGCAACAAGGCCCUUUUGAAAGGGACAAUACUACAAUAAAAUUAAUAUUCAAAAACUUGAAUUUUACAUUAA